This is a messenger RNA of Portunus trituberculatus (swimming crab), 1965 nucleotides long. Its product is annotated as interferon regulatory factor 2-like. Gene Ontology annotation, cellular component: nucleus. Gene Ontology annotation, molecular function: RNA polymerase II cis-regulatory region sequence-specific DNA binding; DNA-binding transcription factor activity, RNA polymerase II-specific. Gene Ontology annotation, biological process: regulation of transcription by RNA polymerase II. Lineage: Eukaryota; Metazoa; Arthropoda; Malacostraca; Decapoda; Portunidae. The transcript is spliced from 5 exons. The record is from RefSeq and is a predicted model, not a curated record. The coding region runs from base 147 to 1148 and encodes 333 amino acids.
GGAUUUCAUAACUCGCCCUCUUUCCUCAUACACAACCAAGUGCCGUGAUCGCUGCCUCUCAUCGCUUCGCCAAUCACCUCAUCGCUUGUUCUUCAGUAUACCAGCCACCACUUCAUCGCUAACUCCUCAGUGCCUUAACGGUCGGGAUGUCUCCUUCAGCCGUGACCGCCGACACCCCUAUGGAUCUGUCCACCAAAACGCGGCGUAAAUUACGACUAGAAGAGUUUCUAAGGCAAAACCUGGACCAGGCGCCUGCCACCCGCGUGAUCCAGUGGGUGAACCGCGACAAGGGAGUGUUCAGGAUCCUGUGGACUCACCAGAGCUCUGGAGCCUUCACCCAGCAAGACGCAGCACUUUUCCGCUACUGGGCCCUUGCGAGAGGGAAACCCGCCACCCAGUCCUCAGUGGAGCUCAAGCAGAGUCUGAGGAUGGCGCUCAACAAAUCCCCGUCAGUAGAUCGCCUAUCAAUCGCCAACGACGAGUACCGCUACUUCAGAUUUACAGACUGGGAAAACCGCAAAAAGAAUUCUGGGGUGAAGAAUAUGCGGGGCCAGCAGGAAAACACACGGAAAAGAUCCCCGCCACCGGGACACCCGCCGCCCCUCGUUCCUAUCACCAAAAAGACCUCAUCCAGCUCACCGCUCUGGUCCUCCACUGACCAUCUUGCUCUCAUGGGGCGGGAGAAGUCCUUCAUUCCCUACAAUGAAGAGGUCCUGAGAAAACUACUAGGCGCGUACCCGAGGCCAUCGCAACUGGGGAGCAGCAGCCAGCUGAUGGAUGACAACACGCAAGAAUUCAGCCUCGCGCCUGGUCCUUACAUGGACCAGGCCACGCUGGACUGCAGGACAAGAGAGAAGGCACUACGAGAACCUGUGAGUAGCAGCUACAUACUACCGGAUCACAUUAAGUACCUGCCCAACCCACACUCCCCCCAGGCGUACUCCGAGCCCCUCCACGCCGUCCCGAGCUACAAGGAGUCCCUUACCAGGCAGGACAUGGAAGGCCCUCUCAGUCUGUACGGUGAUAAUCCUUUCUACUCAAAGUCCUUCCAUCAUUAUGACUACAGAUCUGCAGUUCCUACCUCCACCACCCACUUGUUCCGUGUUCCCGAGGCCCUCGACUCCAGGCUCCUCGCAACUCAGUACUAAGGCGUGGCAGGGCCGAUAGACUGGCUAUACUACAAAGCCUCGCAGGAGACUAUGAGGUCACCUGUAGGACAUCUCAAACCAACGAAGAGACUUAAAGCUUAACUUUUCAAGAUGUUGACAGUGUCAUACGUGUUAGUAUCUAACCAUAGAACACCCUGUGUACCAAUCUAACUAAACACAAUACUUAACAAGUUACUAUGCACCUGGGAAUAGCAUGAGGAGAAUUCAUAUCAGCACGUGAUAAGUGUUUUUCCACUACUGAAUCUCCGUCCCCCUGCGCCAAGGCUCACUACGCUAUCUUCUGUCAACAAGUAUCUAGUUCUGGGCAGAUAUUCUUCCCGCUAGAUAUAGACAUAACCAGGAAUGGACGUCGCCUUCUCUCCCACGCUAUCAACACUUAAGUGACGACGCCAAGUCUGUAUACCUGCUAAUAAUAUUGUUAGAUAACCACAUAACUUACGGAAAGACUUCUAGUUCGUUUUUUUUUUUUUUUUCUAAGUGACGAUAUUCAAUUAUAUGAAUGAAUGCGAAUGCUCAUUUUGUGGAGAACGUACGUGUGAUAUGAAAGGAAGACGAACGUAUAUAGAAAAUUAGAAAGACGUACGUAUAUAGAUUAAACCUAGAUUAGGGUUAAAUUAUUACACAACUUGUAUAACAGUGAACCAGACUGUGAUUAAGGAGUGAUCGUAUGUUGAUUGACUGGAUGUGUUAUAUUGUACUGUAUUGCAUAUUAUUGUAGUGUAUUGUAUCGCCGCGUAUGUUGUUGCUUCUCGUGACAUGCCGGGGUGACGAAAUAAAAACAAAAGCUUCGGUGAAA